AUGAGUGAGGAGGACCACCGACACAAAACCCCCAACCUGCCCACUCACAUGAGUGAGGAGGACCACCGACACAAAACCCCCAACCUGCCCACGGAAUACAGGGACGACCCCGCAAACCAGGGCUCCAAACACAACUGUGCUCAACUUAGUAAACUAUCCAAUGGAGACUCUGUGUCCAAGGACGGGUCCCUGAACAGCUGUGGGAGUGGAGGGGGUAGCAGACCCCAGGGGAGUGGUAGUGGGGGGGCGAGACGAUGCUCCAAGGAAGGGGGCGUGAGCGGGGAAAUGAGGAUAAGUGAAACUGUCCCCUCCUCCUCGUCAGACUGUCUGCGUCGAGCAGCCAUGAUGGGACCCCACAACCCCAAUGCCAUGGUUUCUUACUCCAUGCCCCCACCCCCUCCUCCACCCCUACACAUGGGCCCUGCUGUGGGAGGGGGCUGGCUGCACCACCCUCAUCACCCCCAUCACCCUCACCCUGAGUUCUACUGCCCCCCUGCCCCCGCCCCACUCACCCUCACCCAUCCUAAAGACGGAAGGGAGGUAAAAGUCUCUGGCCCAACGUACAUCCCCUCAGUCGGGCCUUUAGGGGACAUGGGGUCCCCUGACUGCCAUGGUGCUGGAGGAGGAGGAGGAGGAGGAGAUAAGGAUGAAAAAGGGGCAGAGAACAGCGGAGGAGGAGGAGGAGGAGGAGGAGGAGGAAGAAGAAGAGGAUCUUGUGAAAGUCUUCCUUCUCCUCUUCAUCCUCAUCCUGAUCGUCCUCAGUCUAGUAGCUGCCAGAGGAAGCCGUCGUCCCAGACGCAGCAGCCACAGCCACAGCAGCAGCUGGGCUACUGCAAGGCAGACAAGCCCCCGGACUGGAACCAGAACCACAACUACAACCAACACCACAGCCAGAACACCCAGCCCAACUCCCAGCCUCAGCCCCAUAACCCUAACCACCAGUCUGGGCCUCGCUCUUGCAGCCUAGAGGCCUCUUCCACCAGGGGAAACCUGGAGGUCCUAGAGGUCUACCGGGCCUCCCUGCCUCUGGAAGCCCAGAGUGCUCACCCCAAGACUGGGCCCUACGCCAGCACCCCGCCCUUCCGGGACUGUUCACACUCAGGUCCUCCUGAUGGAAAGGGGGGGUUGGGGGUGAGUGGAGGUGCCCAGAGAGAGGGACAGAAGGUUGCUAGGAUACUGCACCAGCGGCACAGUAGUCAUGGAAGCGGGUCGGGUUCUGAUGGAUCAGGGACUGAGAGGGGGAGAGAGGGGGGGAAGCAGAAUCMGAAUCAGAAGAGUGAGGGUGUUGUCAUGGGGUACGGGGGUCAAACUCCCUCCACGCUGCACCCCUGGGGGAUACCGAGGGGUCCCCAAGAGGACGAGAGGAGGAUCUCCCCAUACACAGAGUCCUACCCAGAUAACAAGACUCAAAACCACCACGAUCAACAGCACUGUAAGACAGCUCCUCAUCCCUCUCACCCUCACCCCUCCUCCCGCUCCUCCCCCCACCCAGAAGGAGAGAGCAGUGCCAUGAAGAACCUGAUGAACUACAGUUCCCAGCAGCCUUUGCUGCUCUCCCAGAGGAGUCUCUUCGGGGGGCUGGGCUGCCUGAAGCAGGGGGGCGAGAGGGGCGAGAAGGGGGGCAGAUCCAGCACCCCUCAGGACCACCCCAAACAGCCCCUACCCCCCAGGAGAGGGUCCACCAGCGAGGGGGAGAGGAUGGAUGGAGGGGGGAGAGGUAGAAGGGAGGCGGGGGAGACACACGGGGAGGGGGAGGUACGACAGCCCCCUGUGGGUAUAGCUGUGGCGGUCGCCCGGCAGAGAGAGCCCCCCCAACACCCCUCAGACACCCACCCAGGACACAGCCGACAGGGCAGGGUUCUGCCCAGUGUCAAAGGUGUGUCUCGGUCUGUGUACCCGCUGGUCCGGGAGGCAGAAGAGAGGAAGAGGAUGACCGAGGAGCAGCUGAGCCUUCAUCACCUCGACCGAGACAGAGAACUCCUCAUCAGGGAAAACCAGGAGAGAGGGGAGUUUGCCAGGAUCCACCCAUCCAGCAGUUGCCAUGGUGACCUGACAUCUCACCUUCUGGUGCCUGGCGGGGCCAGCCAAUUAGGUGGAGACCCUUCUGCUCACGCCCACCACCAUUGGAUGCAGCGGACUGGAAGUCCCUCCCUCUGGAUGGGCCAUUCAUAUGGUCUGAGCCAUGCUGCGCUGCACCAGAGUAUGGGCCCAGGGUUCGGCCCUGGCCUGCCUCUGUCCCAGGACCCCUCUGGCUCCCUGGUGGUCCUGCCCUCUGAGCCUGCACACCACCACCUGGGUAAGACACACAAAUACACAUGCAGGCCCUGUACACACACACACACUCAGCCAGUUAGCCAGCGCUGAAGAUGAACCUCCAUUAGAAUGGUUUGCAUAAUGCUUUACACUCAGAGAGGAGACAUUAGAAUAUCUACUCCCAUUAUCAGAGCUAUGAAACACAGAGACUUAGUCAACCAUUUUACUAUGAUUAGCUAAUGAUACCUAAACACAGGGAGAGAGAUGGCACUUCUUCUCAUGGUUCAGCUACAGACAGAGAGAUGCAGUGUGUGAGUGUGUGGGAUGAGUGUGUGCUCCUAUGUGGUGUAAUUUUGCGGUGUGUGUGAGGUAUGACAUAGUCAGAUGAUUGUGGCGUGUGUGUGUUGCUGCUCCUUUGCAAACAGGCUGUGAAAUGUAAUUAUCUGCCAGCUCUCUUGCCUCG
Messenger RNA from Salvelinus sp. IW2-2015, 2716 nucleotides. RefSeq names its product BAH and coiled-coil domain-containing protein 1-like. The record is from RefSeq and is a predicted model, not a curated record. NCBI's taxonomy places the organism in Eukaryota, Metazoa, Chordata, Actinopteri, Salmoniformes, Salmonidae.